AUGGGGCUACCGCCCUUUCUGCGCAACAUCCUCAUAGGAAUUCCUAUAGGGAUAACCUUUUUAGACACUGUUGGAUAUGUCGCGCGAGUUGAAGGUGUUUCAAUGCAACCUGCGCUGAACCCUAACUUGAAAGAGGUCGAUUACGUCUAUCUGAAUCGCUGGGCCGUUCGAGGGCUCAAAGUCGAACGAGGCGAAAUAAUUUCUCUGUCCUCACCUAAGUUUCCUAAUCAAAAACUAAUAAAGCGUGUAAUCGGACUACCUGGCGACGUCAUUGGCACCAUCGGAUACAAGACAGACUUCGUACAGGUACCAGAGGGUCACUGUUGGGUCGAGGGAGAUCACACAGGUCAUUCUAUGGACUCAAAUAGCUUUGGUCCAAUCUCACUAGGUUUGGUAACGGCUAAGGCUACUUGCAUUGUCUGGCCUCCAAAUCGUUGGCAGUUCUUAAUUCCCGAGAUACGAGAGCAUAGAUUACCGCUCAACAUCCUGAGAUCGUCUGUUGCUUAA
Messenger RNA from Neodiprion fabricii, 507 nucleotides. RefSeq names its product mitochondrial inner membrane protease subunit 2. Gene Ontology annotation, cellular component: membrane; mitochondrial inner membrane peptidase complex. Lineage: Eukaryota; Metazoa; Arthropoda; Insecta; Hymenoptera; Diprionidae. Gene Ontology annotation, molecular function: serine-type endopeptidase activity. The transcript has 2 exons. The coding region runs from base 1 to 507 and encodes 168 amino acids. Gene Ontology annotation, biological process: mitochondrial respiratory chain complex assembly. The record is from RefSeq and is a predicted model, not a curated record.